This is a messenger RNA of Nipponia nippon (crested ibis), 1535 nucleotides long. The record is from RefSeq and is a predicted model, not a curated record. NCBI's taxonomy places the organism in Eukaryota, Metazoa, Chordata, Aves, Pelecaniformes, Threskiornithidae.
CAGCUCUGGAGAAAUGGAAUUAAGGUCCAAGGAUGUUCAUUGAUUAUUAAAAGAAAACAAAUGGAGCUAAAAUUCUACUACCUUCCAACCUGCAUGAAGAAACACUGUUGCUGAAAAGCUUUUAUUAAAGAGAUCCAAGUACCAUAAUGGUAAAGAGAUUCCUACAUGAUCUUAAGGCAUACAGGAACUGCAAAUUCUCUCAUUUGCAAUGUAUAUAGUGUCCUGUAAAAAAAAAAUUAAGAAAUUUACUAUUUGUGCUGUUAUAUUUCAGUCAAUUUUAAGUCAAAUUAAUUUGACUUCUAAAGAAUUUCAUUUUCCUGUACAAAAGUGUACAUCUUUUUCCAUUCCAAUCAAAAUGCUUACUAUGAACUUAGUUGAAAACAACCAAAAAUCUGAUUUUUUUUGCAUUACCACCAAACUGUGAGCAGUAAUACCUUUUCUGCAGAUAUUUUAACCAUGGAAACUUAUUCUGCCUCAAUAUCGCCUGUUAUAUGUAACAGCACAACUUUUAACCUAAAUGGAUCACAUUUGUGUAAUGAAAGCAUAUCUUCUAGAUUAGCUGAUAAAUCAGAACACCAACAAUAUGUUAUUGGUCUUUUCUUAUCAUGUCUUUAUACAAUAUUUCUUUUUCCUAUUGGUUUUGUAGGAAACAUUCUGAUACUGGUUGUCAACAUAAGCUUUCGUGAAAAAAUGACUAUUCCAGACCUUUACUUCAUAAAUCUUGCAGUAGCUGAUCUCAUUUUAGUUGCUGAUUCUCUCAUUGAGGUUUUUAAUCUUGAUGAAAAGUAUUAUGAUAUCACUAUUAUUUGUACCUUUAUGUCUUUGUUCCUUCAGAUCAACAUGUAUAGCAGCAUUUUCUUUCUGACAUGGAUGAGUUUUGACAGAUACAUAGCACUGGCAAAAGUAAUGAGGUCCAACAUAUUUCGCACUAUGCAACACGCUAGAUUAAGCUGUGGUCUCAUAUGGAUGGCGUCUAUUUCUGCAGCACUAGUUCCAUUUACAGCUGUGCAUUUACAACACACCGGAGAGGUCUAUUUUUGUUUUGCAGAUGUAAAAGAAAUCCAGUGGCUAGAAAUAACCUUGGGGUUUAUUAUCCCCUUUGUGAUCAUCGGUCUUUGUUACUCAUUAAUUGUUCGAGUUCUUAUAAAAGCACACAAGCAUAGGAGUCUUCGUCUGCGGCGACAAAAGGCUCUUCGAAUGAUUUUUGUCGUUGUCUUGGUUUUCUUUAUCUGCUGGCUACCUGAAAACGUCUUCAUUAGUGUUCAACUUCUUCAAAAGAAAAGCGAGCCUGUCUCUUCAAGCAGCCCAUCCUUCAGACAUGAUUAUCCUUUAACAGGACAUAUUGUGAACCUAGCAGCUUUUUCUAAUAGCUGUUUGAACCCCUUAAUUUACAGUUUUCUAGGGGAAACCUUCAGAGACAAACUGCGACUGUACAUUGAACAGAAAACAAAAAUGUCAACAUUACAUCGCUUUUGUCAGGCUGCCUUAACGUCUGUCAUUCCUGACAGUAAUGAGCAAUCGGAAGUCUGAUUUAG